Sinocyclocheilus rhinocerous is the source of this 952-nucleotide messenger RNA. Its product is annotated as patatin-like phospholipase domain-containing protein 2. The transcript is spliced from 6 exons. Bases 1 to 936 code for a protein of 311 amino acids. NCBI's taxonomy places the organism in Eukaryota, Metazoa, Chordata, Actinopteri, Cypriniformes, Cyprinidae. The record is from RefSeq and is a predicted model, not a curated record.
AUGGACAUCUGUCCGUCCGAUACCUCCACCAUCCUGUGCGAUGUCAUCAUCCAGCAGCUCUCCUUCCAGUGCUCCGUCACCAACUGCAUCCGGCUGGUGGAUGCCUUGUUCCCUCGAGACUGGAGGAUUUUGAAGAAAGCUUUCUACAGUGGAUACCAAGAUACCGUAUACUUCUUGCAGCAGAGCAACGCGCUGCCACUGUAUCCUGAACGGAGAAAGGAGUCUGAUGCAUCUGAUGAUUCGGUGAGCUCAGAUCACUGGAUGCUGACACAGACUGAUCGUGCUGAAGAAUCCCAGCAGGACUGCCCUGAACAACCUGAACAGAAGACCGUCAAUGGAGUUUGUUCAUCUUUGAGUCCAUCCCUUCAAGAGCAGACAGUACAUAAGAACUCACCAGUAGAUGUUCAGGAAGUGCUUUUGUGUAAUAUCGUGGGGCAGCUGGAGAUUGUGAGUAAUUCAAACGUCUCUUUACCUCAACGGACUCUCUCAUACCUGCUCUUAUUGUUCACACUGCCAAUCUGGAGUGCCACAACCUUAUGGGACAGGUACCAUAAAUGGAUCACUAAUGCUAUGACUGUGGCAUACUGGCUCUGGCAUGGUAUUAAGCUAUUCAUGAUCUUCAUACUCAAAAUUGUACUGUCCUCAAUGAGGAAAGCCCUUGGAGACAUAAUGCUGAGUCUGAUCAGUUUCAUACCUGCGCAAGUUCACGAUGAGCAGCAUAGACGCAGAGAGUUGGCUGAGAGACACAUGGCCUCCUCUAAUCUGAAUGGUCACGUCUCUGCUGUUUUCCCGCCGAGUCCCUCCAUGGCACAGACCCUCCCAAACCUCCACACACUCCUGAUUUCACUAGAGGCAGCAGAAAACAAGUGGAGAAGACGCAAGAUAGAGGUGCAACACACUUUACAGCAACACGUGGCUUAUGUGAAAAGAAUUUAAAAACAUACAAGCAAUG